AUGAUAAUUUUUAAUGGGAACAAAUAUGCGUGUGCAUCGUGUAUCAGGGGUCAUCGCUCUUCAACAUGUAGGCAUUCCCAUCGAAUGCUGAUUAAAGUGAGAACUAGAGGAAGGCCUUCUCCUAUGGCCAUCAGGGACGCCAUCUUAGUGGACUCGACUUCUCAAAGCCGAGAAUAUGAAGAUACUGCCCAGAUUGAAGGCAGCUGCUGUAAUGGAAUGAACCAUCAACCAAUACUGUUUGUACGUGCUUCUGCUGUUAGAAAGGCAAGAAUGAUAAACGGUAAACUACACAUAUUAAUGGAGGAAGGCUGCACUGCUCAUGAGCCUAAAGAUAUUAGUACAUUCACCGAUGACGGCAAUAGAUAUAUAACCGAAAUGGAAUUUCUCAGGAAACAUUCUCCAAUGGCUCCAGCAACAGGAACAAUAUCUCCAGAAUCUAGUAAGUCGUCUUCUUCGAACGAGAAGAAAGGGAGUAUUCAGGCGGAUCAGGAGCCUAUACGGCAUAUGUCAAACUGCUGUAAGAAAAAUAAAGGUCAUAAUUCGGUUCCCAAUGGCAAGAUAGACAAGGUACCGUCUGGCGAUAUUUUUACACCGUACGGUUCUUUAGAAUCGGCAUCUACUUUUAACGAUAUGCUACAAGAAAACUAUAACGCUGCUGCGCCUGAAGUGCAUGAUAGUUCUGAAACACUCACUCCACAGAGUACAACAAACGUAUCUGCGCCCCACGCAAGUGACAUUGCUGCAAAGGUUGAAGUAUUAACUCAUAAGGGUAUUUUUUUGAGUACACAAUGCUCUUGUGAAGAUGAAAGCUGUCCAUGUGUCAACUGUCUGAUCCAUAGGAGUGAAGAAGAACUUAAUUCAUACAUUGAGCAAAGCGGUGUUCCUUUGACCAAUAUGGGUGAAGCUCAAAUCACAGAUAAGAUGAUGGACUAUUUGGACGACUGCAAAUGUUCUAAUAAGGAAUGUUUAUGUCCGCCAGAUAAUUGUACUUGUGACGGUUGUUUUUCACACUCUACAAAUGUUAUUCCUUUUGAGAAAUUUUUCUUCUAUGGCAUCCUGAAUGCAAGGUUAACAAGGAAAACUCAAAUAAAAUUCAAAGGUAAACUGGUACCGUCAAAAUACUGGUGGGACUUUCUGAAACUGCAAGUGCCGUUAAUGACAGACGCCCAAUUAGAGCUACUUGACAUCCAUGCGUGGUUUCAAAAACUUGUCUCCAAUUAUGCACCUCAUCUCAACGAUGUCAACACCCCGUAA
Molecule: messenger RNA, 1254 nt
Organism: Saccharomyces kudriavzevii IFO 1802
Lineage: Eukaryota; Fungi; Ascomycota; Saccharomycetes; Saccharomycetales; Saccharomycetaceae
Gene: MAC1
Product: Mac1p
Exons: 1
Coding region: 1-1254 (417 amino acids)
Biological process (GO): intracellular copper ion homeostasis; intracellular iron ion homeostasis; positive regulation of transcription by RNA polymerase II
Cellular component (GO): nucleus
Molecular function (GO): DNA-binding transcription factor activity, RNA polymerase II-specific; RNA polymerase II cis-regulatory region sequence-specific DNA binding; copper ion binding
Source: RefSeq, a predicted model, not a curated record